AUGUCAUCCCCGCGGCGCUCGUUCCGUGACUCGUCCCCGGCUGGCGCGCUUGCCCAAAAGCGGUCGCAGUUCACAUUCCGCAAUCUCAGCCAGAUGGCUUCAUACAACACUUCCUGUCCACUCAGGGUGGUGACGCACAUAGACCUCGAUUGCUUCUACGCUCAGGCCGAGAUGGUGCGUCUGGGAGUGCCCGAGGACCGGCCGCUUGCAUUCUGGUUACGCUAUAGAGAACUGAUUCGUGUCGUUGCAAAGGCAAGGCCUCAUCGCUGUCAAUUACCCGGCACGUGCCUUUGGGAUUGGCCGGCGUACCGCCCGGAUUCUGCCGAGAACAUCGCAACCGACAAGGUUUCGCUGGAUCCGUAUCGACUUGAGUCUCGGCGAAUUCUAGCGGUCAUCAAGGAGCACCUCCCCUCUCACCUGCAGAAAGUGGAAAAGGCCGGCAUAGACGAAGUGUUUCUCGACCUAUCCGCGCACGUUCAUGCCGUGUUGCUCGAGCGCUUUCCCGAGUUGGCAGGCGGACCUCCGGAUGGCGAUCCGUUUGAGCACCUGCCGACGCCCCCUGUUUCCGCCUUGGACUGGCAGGCCGAUGCCCUCAUCGACCUGGACGAGGAGCACGCCGAAUUCGACGACCCAGACUGGGACGACGUGGCCUUUCUCGUGGCGUCGGAAAUUGUACGCAAUAUCCGAACCGCCAUCAGGGACAAGCUCCGUUACACAUGCGCCGCCGGCAUCGCCAAAAACAAACUUCUCAGCAAGCUAGGCUCUGCCCACAAGAAACCCAAUCAACAAACUGUGAUACGGAAUCGCGCAGUACGCCAGUUUCUGUCGGGCUUCAAGUUUACCAAGUUUCGAAAUCUGGGUGGCAAAUUGGGCGAACAAGUUAGUCAGACGUUCAAGACGGAAUCUGUGCAGGAGCUCCUCGCCGUCUCCGUCGAUCAGCUGAAGUCCAAGUUCGGUGAUGAAACGGGCAUCUGGGUCUACAACACGCUGCGGGGGUUCGACACGAGCGAGGUGAACUCACGCACCCAGAUCAAGUCGAUGUUGUCGGCAAAGUCCUUCCGCCCCAGCAUCAGCACCGUCGAUCAAGCCAUGCGAUGGCUCAGGAUCUUCGCCGCUGACAUCUUUGCCCGAUUGGUUGACGAGGGUGUGCUUGAGAACAAGCGCCGCCCCAGAACCAUCAACCUGCACCAUCGCUACGACAGCCAGACACGCUCUCGCCAAAGUCCCAUACCCCAAGGGCGCUCCCUCGACGAGGAGACCUUGCUCGGGCUUGCCAAGAACCUCCUAAACCAGAUUGUCCAAGAAGGCCAUGUGUGGCCUUGCUCCAAUCUCAGCCUGAGCGUCGGCGGUUUUGAAGACGCCAUCUCCGGAAACAUGGGGAUAGAUGGGUUCUUAUUGAAGGGGGAGGAAGCACAAGCCCGCAGCCUCAGCUCUCGAACACGACCAGAUCCCGAUGUCGGCGCGUUAUCCCACCCGGUAGAGAAACGACGGCGGAUGGAAGACGGCGGCAUCCAACGUUUCUUUUCGAAGAGAGAGCACCCCCCGGCGUUAGGGCCAAGCGAUGGCGCCUUGGGAAAUGCUGGCGGUGAAACCUUAUGUGGCCGGGGGGCGGAGGCCGGGCAGGAUGCAGUUUAUGGAGUGAAUGGCUCAGUCACGCCGGGUGACGGACCAGUAGCCCAAGCCAAUGGCCAGGAGGCAGGAGCAGCCUGCGGCCAUCCAUGCGCGCGGUGCGGCGCACGGCUGGAGAGCUCGGAAGCACUCCAAAGCCACCAAGACUGGCACUUCGCCAAAGACCUCCAGGAGCAGGAACGUGGCAUGCUGGCAUUCGGCAACCAGCCAUCUGCCGUUGCGGAGAACCCACAUUCCGGGGGCCGGCAACCUGGACCUGCAGCAUCAAAGCGACCUGGGCGGCCAAAGAAGACGGAGCGCGGCCAGCAGAAGUUGAACUUCGGUUGA
Messenger RNA from Chaetomium fimeti, 1956 nucleotides. RefSeq lists its product as uncharacterized. Gene Ontology annotation, molecular function: damaged DNA binding; DNA-directed DNA polymerase activity. The record is from RefSeq and is a predicted model, not a curated record. Gene Ontology annotation, biological process: response to radiation; error-prone translesion synthesis. NCBI's taxonomy places the organism in Eukaryota, Fungi, Ascomycota, Sordariomycetes, Sordariales, Chaetomiaceae. Gene Ontology annotation, cellular component: site of double-strand break; nucleus; replication fork. The transcript is spliced from 3 exons. Bases 1 to 1956 code for a protein of 651 amino acids.